Apodemus sylvaticus (European woodmouse) is the source of this 3310-nucleotide messenger RNA. RefSeq names its product adaptor related protein complex 3 subunit mu 2 (gene Ap3m2). Gene Ontology annotation, cellular component: cytoplasmic vesicle; clathrin adaptor complex. Bases 128 to 1384 code for a protein of 418 amino acids. Gene Ontology annotation, biological process: endocytosis; intracellular protein transport. NCBI's taxonomy places the organism in Eukaryota, Metazoa, Chordata, Mammalia, Rodentia, Muridae. The transcript has 9 exons. The record is from RefSeq and is a predicted model, not a curated record.
CAAGGAGCAGUGCGCAGCGCGAUUGCGCUGCGGAGCCGGAAAGGAGCCUGAGACCUGGUCGAAGCUGGGUUGAGAACUAGCGGAAUCCAGAGGCUCGAGGACUGCACCUCCCCCACGGCCCUGCACGAUGAUCCACAGUCUUUUCCUGAUCAACUCUUCUGGAGACAUUUUCCUGGAGAAGCACUGGAAGAGCGUGGUCAGCCGCUCCGUUUGCGAUUACUUUUUCGAGGCUCAAGAGAGAGCAACCGAGGCAGAAAAUGUGCCUCCGGUCAUCCCCACCCCUCACCACUACCUCCUGAGCGUUUACCGACACAAGAUCUUCUUUGUGGCUGUGAUCCAGACAGAAGUCCCACCUCUGUUUGUCAUUGAAUUCCUUCACCGAGUAGUUGACACGUUUCAGGACUAUUUUGGGGUCUGUUCUGAGCCCGUGAUCAAAGACAAUGUGGUGGUGGUCUACGAGGUGUUGGAGGAGAUGCUGGACAAUGGGUUCCCCUUGGCUACGGAGUCAAACAUCCUCAAAGAACUGAUAAAGCCUCCCACCAUCCUCCGGACAGUGGUCAACACCAUCACAGGAAGCACCAAUGUGGGGGACCAGCUUCCAACUGGGCAGCUGUCGGUGGUGCCUUGGCGCCGGACGGGGGUGAAAUACACCAACAAUGAGGCCUAUUUCGACGUGGUGGAAGAGAUCGAUGCCAUCAUCGACAAAUCAGGUUCCACGGUCACCGCUGAGAUCCAGGGGGUGAUUGACGCCUGUGUCAAGCUGACCGGGAUGCCGGACCUCACCCUGUCCUUCAUGAACCCCAGGUUGCUGGACGACGUUAGCUUCCACCCCUGUGUCCGGUUCAAGCGCUGGGAAUCUGAGCGCAUCCUCUCCUUCAUCCCUCCUGAUGGCAACUUCCGCCUGCUGGCCUACCACGUCAGUGCACAGAACCUUGUUGCGAUUCCAGUCUAUGUCAAGCAUAGCAUCAGCUUCCGGGACAGUAGUUCACUUGGACGCUUUGAGAUCACAGUGGGACCCAAGCAGACCCUGGGGAAGACCAUAGAGGGUGUGACCGUAACCAGCCAGAUGCCCAAAGGAGUCCUGAAUAUGAGCCUCACUCCAUCUCAGGGGACACACACGUUUGACCCCGUGACAAAGAUGCUGUCUUGGGAUGUAGGAAAGAUAAACCCGCAGAAGCUGCCAAGUUUGAAGGGGACCAUGGGUCUCCAGGUCGGAGCUUCGAAACCAGAUGAGAACCCUACAAUUAACCUGCAGUUUAAGAUCCAGCAGCUGGCUAUUUCUGGACUCAAAGUGAACCGUCUGGAUAUGUACGGAGAAAAGUACAAACCCUUUAAGGGCAUAAAAUACAUGACGAAAGCCGGCAAAUUCCAAGUCCGGACCUGAAGGGGACAUCUCACCGAAGGAGCAGUCACGGACACUUUUUCAUUUCUUACUUGUCUAAAAGUAAAAUGUCAGCCUGUGUCUUAGGUCCGUUCCCUCCAGACUCCAUCUGCUCCCUGUGUCCUCCGUCUUCAGCCAAAGAAGUGAUGGAGGGAGAGAAGGUUCACCAGGGGAAACGCGGCCAAACCCAGCGCAGCCCUGCCUGAGUCCCUGAGGUGUGGGCUGGAGCCCGUGACACUGCAUUUCACCACUUUUACCACAGGUGCCGUGGGGGAAAGACAGGCCGUUGAUGUUUGGUUCCAGUCACCUAAACCCAAUGGAAAGAGCAGUCGAGAUUUGAUUUGUGGGUCUGGGUUGUAACUCAGUGAUGCUGACCUGGGGUCCUGGGUGAGGCCCCGGUUCAUUCCUGGAACCGCCCACAAUGCAAGACAGAUCUGCUCUGCGAGGGACAGGACUGAGAGGCUGGUGUGAAGAGAGCUCUGAAGAGAUGUCGUAGUGAAGGGUUGGCGAGAAAAGCUAUUGGAAUCUUCCUGGGGGAGAGGGGCCAGCGGCGGAGGGGACUAGGACAAGCCCAGUGCAGUGGUUUCUUUCUGACCCCUCUCAUGUGUAGAAAGGAUUUGCAUGUCCAGGACUUUGAUGUGAAACCGCAGUGGGAUCAGCUUCCCUUGGAGACUAAGCCUGGCUCUUUAGAUCCUCACUGCUGUUUGCGCUGGCCCAUUGUUUUGGUGGGAAGGUUACCUGCAGGUCUUCUGCUGGUUAUCUGACUCCUCAGCGGGAUCGCCCCCAAAAUAGCAGCGCGCUCGGUGCAGGCAGAUUUUAUGAAUGAUAGUGGUGGGGUUGAGGCGGGAAAAUUCACCUUCCACAGUGGACCAUGCCUGUGCUCCAUGACCUCCAUUAAUGUCCAUGAGGCCAGACUGGCCCUACGCCUUGCUUUUUUCUGUCUGAAGGUCCCAUUGGAAUCCCUGAGUGGGUGUGAGCCCACUGAGGACAUUCAUGAGCUGCUUCCCACUGUCUGUACUUGUCAUCUACAGCUCCCAGACAGACAGCUCCUAGAUAGAUGGACAGCUCCAAGUCUGCUCUUACAAUCCCCCCCCCCCCAAAAAAAUGUCUUGAACCUCUGAAUAAAAUUGAUACCAUGGGAGGUCAGGCUGUGUUGACCAUGAGUGGCCACCCAAUUUAAACCAGGCAGCUGAAGGAGCACAGCUUUCCUACGGAGUAUUCUUAAUCUGUUUCAAUGUGUCCGUCCAUUUGUCAUUUCACUGAAUACAUAAAAGGCGGGUGGGCGUGUUGUUUUUAAUUUACAGCUUAGGGGGCUGCUUUCUCGCUGUGUUGAGCCUGGAGGGAAAAAGAGGCGGGCUUCCUUCAAACUGCACGGCUCUCCCCUAAAGUCCCAUUGCUGAGUACUUGGGCUUCACUUAUUUAUUUUCUGUUGUUUUGGCUGGUGUUACCCCGCUGUGGCCAGCACUUGUUUUUGCUGCCUCAGAGUAGAGUUUCUUUGUGGUUUCCUUGUGGGGUGAACUGUGCUGUGUACAAUCUGAUGUUUCUUACCAGGAUCUAGACUAGUGUAGCCCCACACCCUGCCGCAGAGGGGACACCUUGCAGGUCACUUUCACAGGCUCUGGGGGGAUUCCAAGUUUUCUCGGGUCACAGGGAACGAUGUAUAUCAGUCCCUGAGUAUAUUUAGGUUCGUAAGUGCAGCUCGUUUAUUCCCUCAAGCACAGUAUAGCUUGUUUUUCUAGGAAGAGGCUAUGUUAGAGUGUGGGAUCUGCAGACCUAGAUGUCGUGGAUACUGCCAAGCCUCAAUGUCCCCACCCGGUGAUUGUCAGCAGGGGUUGUGCAGGGCAUCUCGGUAGCUGCGCGCUCCAUGUGUGGCUCAUGUGUGGAAGUAGCAUUUCUGUUUGAGUCUUAAUAAAGCUUUACCAGUCCUGA